GAUAUCAAAAUUCAAAUGAAAAUCAGCUGUAUUUAAAAUAAUAUAUAAAUUAUAAUAUUGUGAAAUAAAGAGCAAUAUAAUUUUAACGCUUAUCAUAUUGUUCUUGUCUAGUAAAUAUAUGUUCUAAGGUUCACGUGUUAAGUGAAGAUAACAAUACGUUUUGAAAACUAUUCUAAACUAUUCAAAAUUGAUAAACACUGUGAUUACAUACGUAGAUAAAGGCUGUGAAACCACAAAAAUAUAUUUUUAGUUGACUUAUUUGGUGAUACGUAUAUAAAUGUGAUAUCAUUAGAAAUAAUUAAAACAUAGUUGAGUGUAGAAGUUAAAGAAACAAAUACUAUUUUUAACAUUCAUAGGAAGUAAAACAGUUAUAAUAAAAUUAUAUAUUGCUAUAUAAAAACUUUGAGGCAUAAUAAGGUUAAUAUGGAUACUUUUCAAGGAGUUGUAGAUAGAUAUAACGGGGUCACAGUGGACACUCGGGAAGAACCUUAUAACAGUGAACAAUUCCAUAACAAACUAAUAGAUUCUAUACAAAAAUGGAAUGCAGAAAACAGGAGAUGUAUUUGGUUCAAAGUUGAUAUCAAAGAUGCAGCUUGUGUGCCGAUUUUAGCUGAUCAAGGCUUCAACUUCCAUCAUUCCAGAGACAGUUUCGUCAUGAUGUACAAAUGGCUGCCGACAAAUUCUGUUUCUAAUUUACCACCCGCCUGCCACACCAAUCUCGGUGUUGGUGGUAUCGUCCUGAAUGACAACGAUGAAAUACUUGUCGUCAGAGAAUUACAUAUUAACUAUCCACAUUGGAAGCUUCCUGGCGGUUAUGUUGAACGAGGCGAAGACAUAAAAGACGCUGCAGUCAGAGAGAUCAAAGAGGAAACGGGUGUGGACGCGACGUUUGAAACAAUGGUAACACUGAGACACGCUCACAGAAUGAUGUUUGGCAACUCUGACGUAUACGUCGUUGUCAAACUGAAAGCUACGUCCACGGAAAUAAACAAAUCCGACAUAGAAAUAAAAUCCUGUAAAUGGAUGAAAAUUGAUGAAUAUAUGAACCAUCCACAUGUUCACGAAUUCAAUCGUUCGGUCGUGCAACAAGCGCUGGAUCUGGACACGCGGAAGAUCAAGUUGAACCUUGUCAAGACGAACCACGCCGUUAUAAACAAGGAAAUCACCAUUUUACGUAUAGAGGAUAAAGAGGAAUGAUAUAUUAUUAAUAUACAUGUAUAUAUUUUAUUGAAUAAAUCAAUCAAUGGAGCUAUAUUUAAAUAUAAACCGUUUUAUAAUUUAA
Molecule: messenger RNA, 1282 nt
Organism: Danaus plexippus (monarch butterfly)
Lineage: Eukaryota; Metazoa; Arthropoda; Insecta; Lepidoptera; Nymphalidae
Exons: 4
Coding region: 424-1197 (257 amino acids)
Molecular function (GO): NAD binding; NADH pyrophosphatase activity; ADP-ribose diphosphatase activity
Source: RefSeq, a predicted model, not a curated record